Molecule: messenger RNA, 342 nt
Organism: Blepharisma stoltei
Lineage: Eukaryota; Ciliophora; Heterotrichea; Heterotrichida; Blepharismidae
Source: the annotation of a GenBank genome assembly
AUGGAAAAAGUCGCAGACAAUAAACUUUCCACUUAUUUUAUCCCUCUGACUCAAGAUCAAAUCAAAAAUGAAGAUAAGAGCAUUGACUAUUACGAAGAGUUUUGUAAACUAUUUGUAUACAAUUUAUUACUAAAGCAAAAAGUUGAAGAGCUUGCAGUUGAUAAAGAGCGCUUUCAGAAGAGGCUUGCAAGUCUAGAAGAAAGUUUAUCAAAUGGGAAGAAAAAAAGAUAUAGACGCACAGCUGAUAAAAUUGAAAGGCAUUAUACUUGCCAAGUAUGUGGGAAAUCUUAUGGGUCAGAAGCUUCAGUGAACAACCAUCUCAAACUUAAGCAUUCUUCAUAA